AUGUCUAAUCUCAGAGGCCGCCCUUCCAAGUGUCCAAAGCUUAUUCGACACGGAGGUCAUAGUGCCUCCGCUGAGCUUCAUACGCGCCAUCUCAGCUUUGCCCUAAGAUCCGAUGGUGGAUUCGGCCUCCGAACGUCUUAUCUUCCUGCUCCAGCACCUGCCGUAGAACCUGCAGAAGCACCAUCUCACGUAUCCGCUGAAAUUGACCCAUGGAACGAGAUGGAGCACAGUGCUAUAUUUUCUCCAGAAGACCUUCAGCCAGGUGACGAACUGAGGCCACAAACACGCCGACGGACACCAGGAGAUGACCCAAUCCUCCUUUGGCUAAAUGAACAUGAAACUUACUUGAAUGAGCUUCUAUACCUGGAGGGUUGGGGAAAAAAUGACCAUGAAGCAUGUUCUUGCGGGAAACCUUUGCCCUCUUUCAGAUGUCAAGAUUGCUUUUCAACGGAGCUAUUUUGCCAUGAGUGUGUUUUGUUGUUGCAUGCCAGUGCACCACUCCAUAGAAUCGAGGAGUGGAAAGAUAGUUUUUUUCACACCACAUCGCUCAAAUAUCUUGGUUUCCGCAUUCAGCUAGGUCACAAGCCAGGGGAAUCUUGUCAUCGCCCACGCCCCGCCUAUGACAAUGAUUUUGUUAUCAUCGACAUUCACGGUAUACAUGAAGUCAGCCUUGACUUCUGUAACUGCGAGCACGAAGCCCUGCAUUUCAAGCAGCUCCUUCAUGCCCGGCUUUUUCCUGCAACGGUUACAGAUCCUCGAACGGCUGCGACUUUUAGCGUGCUGGAUCUCUUCCACUUGUUAUCUUUUGAGUCCAAGGUCUCUGCGUAUGAAUUCUAUCACAGCCUUGCACGGAGGACGGAUAAUACUGGCAUACGGCCAAUUCGAGAUCGAUAUUCUGUCUUUCUAAGAAUCAUGCGCAAAUGGAGGAACCUCAAUGCACUCAAGCGUGCUGGCCGUGGGCACAACCCUGCUGGUGUGGACGCUACUCAAGAGGGAGAACUCGCUGUUUUAUGUCCUGUGUGUCCCCACCCAGGCAUAAACUUGCCCCCAAAUUGGGAAACUUCAGAUCGGCAAUGGCUCUACGCAGGUUUCUUUGCAAUUGACGCCAAUUUCCGUCUCAAGCGCCGGCUUGUCUCCUCCGAUGCCAAAGAUCCAGGGCUCACAUGUGGUUGGAAUUAUUUUGUUGAAGAAUGCCAGUACAAGACUUACUUGGCUGAGAACUCAGGAGCUGUUCAAGAGAAAAGCACUUGCGUUAGUCACAACGCCGUCAACAUGGCUGAUACCAAGGCUUCGAAGGGUCUGGCUGCAACUGGUGUCGGGACAAUUGAUUGUGCCCGACAUGAUAUGAAAUUGCCCAAUGGUGUGGGCGAUCUUCAAAAGGGUGAAAAAUACCUGAAUAUGGACUAUAUUGUAUUUUCAGCUCUCGCCAGGUUCCCUCAUCUCACUAAUGUCAAUCUAUCGUACGAUAUCGCCUGCCAGUGGCACAAGAAGCUUCAGGGCCGCAUUCCUGGACUACCCAUCAGGCUCCAACCUGGUGAACAGCGGGACCCGCUCUCAGAGAUAUCCAGCACAUCUGCGAAAAAGAUGUUCAACUUCUUCAUGCCUAAAUUUCAUCUUGCAGCUCACAUCGAGGCUUGUCAGACUGCGUUUUCAUUUAACUGGACUCCGGGCAUUGGUCGAACUGAUGGUGAAGCACCUGAACGUGGAUGGGCCAAUAUCAACCAUGUGGCUACAAGUACCAAGGAGAUGGGCCCUGGCUCCCGCCGCGAGAUUUUGGAUGACUUCUUUGGAGAUUCAAACUGGAAAAAGAUCACUGCGCUAGGCAGAAUCAUGUUGAAUAAACUUAAGGAAGCGGUCAAGGCAAUGCAAGAACACAAGCUUGCAUUCGAAGAGCUUGAGAAUUCUAUUACAGAGUCUGACUUGGGUGUCUUGUCACUAGCAACAUGGAAAGCCGAGAUAGAGGCUUGGGAGACCGACCACACUAAGCCAAAUCCUUUUGAACACCAAGUCGACACUAUGACACUUGCAGCUGUACGCCUCGAACUCGCGCAACGAGAUGCCAGGGAGUUAGAAGAAGGGACCACAAUUUCCCUUCAUGCAGAGUUAUCUUGUAGCAUGCUUAUUAGUACAGGUGUUGUUUGUUCACUGGGUCUGCAUGCAACAGACACCCAACGCACAAAGAUUCUCACCCGUAGCAGUGUACUGCAGCGCCGCAUUGAUGUUUGGACCGGCAUUCAAACUUUAUAUAUGCCCUCAGUUGCCAACUUACGUGCAACAGGCUUCACCAACUCAAGGAGUGACAAUGACGAUGACAGCAGUUGCCCGAGGCCAAACUUUGACUUGGGCAAGGCAGAAGACGUUCAACUCUUGUUACCUUCUGAGAUUUGCAGUCUGGUGCCGUGCGAUCAAAAGCUCCUCGAGGCUGAAUGGUCUCUCCGCAUGGCACAAGCCCAUGACGCACUCAAUGAGUGCCGUUCUCAUAUCCGCCUCCGUCGUCAACUCAUGCAAUUCAAGCAACAACAUAUCCGCGGGCAAGGUGCGAAUACUCGUGCGAAGAAGACACUGGACACUGUGGAAGACCGUCUUAUCAUUAGUCACGCAAAGUAUGUGUGUGCACGCAAGGCGCUCGUAGCUCUCUCAGAUCAUGUCGACCAUAUUGGCUGGGAACGGAAGCUGCAGCCACUCAAGAAGUCCCAUCUCUGGCCCAUGGGGGAUUUCACAGGACAGUCGCAAGGGACUGCAAUCAUGUCUUGGAUCUGGUUGAUGUAUGGGAUGUCGGAUGAUGAUAGUGAAGGCUUGCAGGAUUCGCUUCACAUUGAAUGGUGUAAAGCCAGGGCGCGUCGUGAUAGGUGGGGCGAAGAAAUUCAGCUUUUGCUGGAAGAGAUGCAACAUAUUCUGCUCUUUCUCAACUGGCAAGCACGUCAAUGGGACGAGCGCACAGGUGCACGAGUACCACAAAGACCUGAAGACGUCGAGGGUGUGGUCGCAUAUGCUAAGAAACAGGUGUUUAUCCAGCGCAGCCUAUCCGAAUCAUUCAAGGAGAAAUGGAGGCAGAUGAUGAGAGACGAUAAGCGGCAACUGCCGGCUUAG
Suillus discolor is the source of this 3090-nucleotide messenger RNA. RefSeq lists its product as uncharacterized. NCBI's taxonomy places the organism in Eukaryota, Fungi, Basidiomycota, Agaricomycetes, Boletales, Suillaceae. The record is from RefSeq and is a predicted model, not a curated record. The coding region runs from base 1 to 3090 and encodes 1029 amino acids. The transcript has 12 exons.